AGAAGAAGAAGAAGAAGAAGAAGAAGAAGAAGAAACAACACUUUGGAUAAGUCGAACCUGCAGAAAGCAAAUAUUCUUAAACCUCGGACCAAGCAUGAACUUUGUGUGUGACUAAAGACCUGCGAGUUUGAACAUUUAAUUCUCCUCCAGCUCAAACCAAAGAGAAACACAAAGACAUGAGAGGAGCAGCUGAGAGUUACUGAUGGAGAAAACAUUCAGGCAGUGGAAGAAACAGUGUCUGAACAAACUGGAUCACAGUAAGAAAUCCAGCGUGGAUGAAGACAUUGAACAUGUGGUGAUUCUGCUGAACAGUUGUGAGGAGUACUUCACGACCAGCUCCUGCUCUGGAAGAAUCAUCCUCAUUGAUGGAGUGUCAGGGAGCAGUGAUGUCCACAAACAGAAUUGUGUUUGGUUGUUUGUCUCACACCAGAAAUGCAAGUCUGAGGACCUGAUUUCCAGCCUGGCCAGGUCCAGUGCAGACGCAGUGUUGAAGUUUGAGCCCUUUGUUCUCCAUGUUCAGUGUAGGCAGCUGGAGGAUGCUCAGCUGGUGCACUCAGUGGCCAUUAACUCAGGCUUCAGAAACUCUGGUCUCACUGUCAGCAAGACGGGAAAAAUCCUCACGGCGGUCCGUAGCACCCACGGUCUGGAGGUUCCUCUCAGCAGUAAAGGGAAGCUCCUGGUUGACCAUGACUACAUCCAUUUCAUAACAAAUAUUGCAAACAAAAAGAUGGAGGAGAAUCUUAGACGGAUACAAAGGUUUCAUCAGAAUCUCCAGUCAGCCCUGUCCAGAGAUCAAAUCAAAGAACUACAAAUUCCUGAUACUGAAAUCUCACAGGAACUACAAGAUCAUCUUCACACAGCGGAGGCAGAGGAGGAGGGGGGAGAAAAACAAAAGGAAGAGAAAAACAAAACAACUGUUUAUAAACGGAGGCGGAAGAGAGAGCAGCACUGUCAGACUGAUUGUUGCCAUGGUGACGGGUCUAGCAGUGCACCAGAUUUGGAGGACUGUCUUGAUCUGUUCACAUAAACCAGCGGCUGUACAAACAUGCUUCUUCCAUCACUGGCAGGGUAAAAGUGUUGCUCUUUUUAGGACUGUUUUUACUGAUUUAUUGUUUAAGAAAACGGAGGCCUGUGUCAAAUACAGAAAGCCAAACUGCUUUGCAGGUUGAAGUUGUAUGUAAGAUUCAAAUAAAUUGAAAAGAAAAAUUCUACACACUACUCUUGCUCAGUAUCACCAAUUUAAUAGCAAAAUCACAACGUUUAGAAUGUCCGACGUGUAGAAUCAGACUCCUAAAAGAGCGUUCAGUCAGAUGAGUUUCAGUGCUCACAUCACUCAUGUCAUGUUAUAAUAAUGAUAAAGAUCAUAAAACUCAGCUUUAUUCACAAUCUAUCAUGAAUAAGAACAUUAAUUAUAUUGCAAAAAGUCACACAUCUAAUGCAACUACACGUGAGAAAACAUUUUUAAAAAGGCCUUUAAAGAACAUGAUUUUAUAAAAAGCCUGAUAUAUAAUUCAUAUCCCACAAGGCCCCACCCUACUCUGUCUCUGAUUGGCUGGUAAAACGAGAGACAGGCAGACAGAUCUAGAAAGAGAGAGAGAAAGAGAGAGCGAUGCCAAUAAAGCAUGAUGUAGGCCUACUGAAAUGGAAAUUGAGUGAGAGAAUUUAAUAAAUUGCCAGAGAGUGAAUGAAAGAAAGAAAACACGAUUCUUCCUGGUAUGAAUGGCAUCUCCUUUUAUUUAUUAUUUUGAUAAAUAUUGUGACAAUAAAACUGACAUUUCACUGUAACUACA
Messenger RNA from Labrus mixtus (cuckoo wrasse), 1790 nucleotides. It is a transcript of the gene tyw3, whose product is annotated as tRNA-yW synthesizing protein 3 homolog (S. cerevisiae). NCBI's taxonomy places the organism in Eukaryota, Metazoa, Chordata, Actinopteri, Labriformes, Labridae. The transcript has 6 exons. Gene Ontology annotation, biological process: tRNA methylation. The coding region runs from base 203 to 1027 and encodes 274 amino acids. The record is from RefSeq and is a predicted model, not a curated record. Gene Ontology annotation, cellular component: cytoplasm. Gene Ontology annotation, molecular function: tRNA methyltransferase activity.